This is a messenger RNA of Chlamydomonas reinhardtii, 1542 nucleotides long. RefSeq lists its product as uncharacterized. Gene Ontology annotation, cellular component: intracellular membrane-bounded organelle. Bases 62 to 1057 code for a protein of 331 amino acids. NCBI's taxonomy places the organism in Eukaryota, Viridiplantae, Chlorophyta, Chlorophyceae, Chlamydomonadales, Chlamydomonadaceae. The transcript is spliced from 9 exons. Gene Ontology annotation, molecular function: palmitoyl hydrolase activity; thiolester hydrolase activity. The record is from RefSeq and is a predicted model, not a curated record.
GCAUUGGCGCAGACACUGUGUUAUACAAAGCAUCCGACUUGCUUCCGCUGUAGACGUGAACAUGGCACUGCCUGUCGUGAGCCUUCUUCUGCUUUUAGGACUUGCUGGGGCUCCUUCAGGACGCGCUGUGCGCCCCGGCGGGGCCGUGCAGCGCAUCAGCAACAUCGAUGAGGUCCCCGAGCAACUGACAGCUCUGGGAGCCAACGUGACGUCGCUGCCGGUCGUCUUCUGGCAUGGAAUGGGUGAUUCUUGCUGCUCCCCUUACGGUAUCGGGGCAGUCGCAAAAUACCUUCAAUCGCGCCUUGGAGUGUUUGUAUACAGCAUCGCAACUGGCAGCAGCGAGUUCACGGACGUGCUGAGCAGCUACUGGGGCGACGUAAAUGACCAGGUUGCGUCAGCGUGUGCUCAGCUGCGCAACCUUACGCAGUUGUCGGGCGGCUACAACGCAGUGGGCUUGUCACAGGGAGGCCAGUUCCUCAGGGCUGUUGCUGAGCGCUGCCAGCACACCGGCCCGCGCAUGCACACGCUGAUCACGCUGGGCGCGCAGCACCAGGGAGUCAUGAACGCGCCCGGGUGCAUGUCGCUGCCGCUCAAUAACAGCCACGGCACGUGCCACCUGAUGCAGAAGCUGCUGGGGGCGGGGGCCUACCUGCCGUACGUGCGCGACCACGUGGUGCAGGCCCAGUACUUCAAGGACCCGCUGCGGCUGCCGCAGUACCUGUCCGCCAACCCCUUCCUGCCCGACAUCAACAACGAGCGCGGCCCCGGCGCCCGCAACCCCGUGUACGCCGACAACCUGGCCUCGCUGGCCCGCCUGGUGCUGUUCCGCUUCUCAGAGGACAUCACGGUGGUGCCGCGGGACAGCGCCUGGUUUUCGUUCUUUGACGGCGAGCGACUGGUGCCGCUGCAGGAGCAGCCCCUCUACACGGAGGACUGGAUCGGCCUCAAGCGACUGGACCAGGCCGGGCGGCUGGUGUUCGAGGAGGCGCCCGGCCAGCACAUGCAGUUCAGCCUGGACUGGUUCGGAUCCAAUGUGGUGGAUAGAUACCUACGCUGAUUGCAGCCAUGCAGCCAUGGCCGAUGGGGGAAGUACGUGUUCAUGCCGUAACCCUAUGGAUUGGUAGGCGUAUGUUAGCGAUCAGCUGUUGGGAGAUGGUGCUGUAUGAUGGGUGUAGCAGUGAGGGGGGCCUGUGAAUGUGUGGCGCGCCUGGCGCGGAUGUUGGGAGCGUUGCCCAAGGUCCUAAGUCAUUACUUGAGCAUAUGCAAACUUAUAUGGAUAAAAUACUUGUUGUGACACUACCGCUACGCUCCCUGUGUUUGCAAACUUGAAACGAUGUCUCGGGUUGGGGCUGCGCCGAGCGCCAGAGAAUUCCAAGUCACAGUGUGGGGUGCGACGGGCUUUACUGGGCGACUAGUAUGUGAACACCUCGCCAGAAACUACACUGGCAAAGUGCGCUUUGCGCUCGCCGGUCGCGAUGCUUCAAAACUGCAAGACGUCCGGCGCGAACUGGCCCGUAUCAAUCCUGCAUGUAAGGUGAGAAU